CGGACCGACACUUGCUACUGACUGCAGAGCGGAGGGAGACGGACGAUGAGCAAGCCCGCGGACAAGAAGACCAAGACGACGGCGGCGGCCGGCAAGGCGCCCGCGCAGGCGGAGAAGGCGCCGACGCUGGUGGUGGUGACGGAGGAGGACGACGAGUUCGAGGAGUUCGAGGACGCCGACUGGAACGGCCAGGCGGAGGAGAAGGACGCGCACAUCAAGCAGCAGUGGCAGGACGACUGGGACGUGGAUGAGGCCGACGACGAGUUCUGCAACCAGCUGCGGAAGGAGCUGCAGAAGACCAAGUAGGGCGGGCCACCCACCUACAGGAGCUACACGUAGUUGAAAGAAGACGGACGACUGCUGCUAAUGCAAGACGACGGGCGGGUGCAACUGAACUAAGCCAUAAUAAAGCACCAGCGACAACGGACGCGACAGGCGGGCGGGCAGGCACACAGAGACCCGCGUCACGUCACGUCACGUCCGUCACUCUGCCGUUCUCCUUGA
Phytophthora sojae is the source of this 504-nucleotide messenger RNA. RefSeq lists its product as hypothetical. The record is from RefSeq and is a predicted model, not a curated record. Gene Ontology annotation, biological process: double-strand break repair via homologous recombination; mRNA export from nucleus; proteasome assembly. Gene Ontology annotation, cellular component: proteasome regulatory particle, lid subcomplex; proteasome complex. The transcript has a single exon. The coding region runs from base 46 to 306 and encodes 86 amino acids. Lineage: Eukaryota; Oomycota; Peronosporomycetes; Peronosporales; Peronosporaceae.